AUCAUUGUGAACAUCCAACUCUCUCUCUUUUCUAUAUUUUAUUAAAUUUUGUUUCUUCUUCCUUCUUCUUCAUUUUCUUGUCUGUUAUUUCAAAAAGUGGCUAUUGGGUUUAAAGAAAGAUCAAAUCUUUAUUAGUUAGAAGUCUUCAAUUGUCCCAUAAAUCUAAAAUUUGAUGCAUUAUAAUAGUAAUCAAUUGGACACCACCACCACCACCACCACCACCAUCAUCAUCAUCACUACUAACAAGAAGAGUGUGAGUAUGGAUUUUCAGAAAUUUGUCAUCAACAAUAAUAAUAAUUCAUCUGGGUUUUGUUUUUCUGCUGCAAAUUCAUCAUCUUUACACUCCUUGUCUUGUGGAAGUCAAUUUCCAGUCCCCACUUCCAUGGAAUCUCACAUUAUUUGAUUGAAGCAAUUACCAAUCUCUUUUCUUUUUUUAUACAUUCUUCCUCUUUCUUUUAAAGAAAAAAAUGGUGCCUGCAUCACUCAUUUCUUUGUGUAAUCCUUUAAUGGUUCCUUGUACUACUACUUCAAAGAGAAGUAUGUCAGCAAUUCACUUUGAUCAUACACCCUUAAGGUAUGAUCAUGAUCAACCUUGGAUGUGGAUGAGAAGAAGGACACUAUUUCCAUGGACUACUAGGAAUGUGGAUGUGAAAACUGCUAUUCUUUCAGUUUCAGCUUCAGCUUCCCCUCUUUGUACCAGUCAGAUGACCGUCGACUCACCCCGUCUCAAUGUUUAUAAGGAGGUUGUCAAGUCUGCGAGGAAAAGUUUCACCCGUGAAAUCUCCUUUCAAUCUAAAGAUAAGGACAUCUCUCUUGCAAAGGCUUUGCUGUACAUUGCAGCCGAAGAUGAAGCAUUUAUUGCUUUCAAUAAAGAGAUUGAUGCUCGUUCCCUCCUAAAUGAAAGGAGAACUGCUUCAAUCUCAUUGGACAACCAAGAGUGGGAUUGCGUGGACCAAAUGCCUUUGGCUGGAAAGAACAUAACUGAGUGGCUUACCGAGCUGGACAACAUAGCCAGAGAAGUUGAAGCAGAGCUAGUUUCAAGAGAUAUAGGAUGCCAUUUGUCUGAAGUUCUGGAUGCCAUAAAUGUAGUUCUUUUUGAGUUAAGAGGCUUUAAAAGGUCACCGGUUGUUGUAGAUUCAAAAUAUUCAUACUUGCAUUCUGUUCUCAGCACUGGAUGCGGCAGUGCAAUUUUGCUUAGCAUAGUUUACAUUGAAGUUUGUAAACGACUCAGUCUAACCAUUGUGGGAUCUCGGGUUGGGGAAGAUUUUUUGAUAUGGCCCCAAACGGGGAACCUAGAGGAGCUCUUCAAGGUGACUUCAGGGCACAGUUUAUUUGCAAUUGUUAAUGGAAGGUGUGUGGAAGACCCUAGAUCAAAGGCUUCAGAUUUGACUAGCAAUUCACUCUCAGCGCUUGAGAUAGCUUCAAAGAGAGACAUUAUCGGGAUUUCUCUAGCCAAUUUGAUUAGGCUUCACUGGAAACGUGCUUCAAGAUCGAAUCACGGAUUGAUGUUGACUUCUCCUCUGAGGCAUGUUCAUGUUGCUGAUGAGAAGCAUAACAUGAUUCAUAACUCAAAUAUUCCUUUGCUUCGCCCGCGAGAUCUGAGGCUGGCGAUCAUGGCUUCAGAAAGAUUGCUGAUUCUGCAGCCACAUAAUUGGGCAUUGAGGAGAGACCAUGGGAUGAUGCUGUACUAUAACAGGGAAUACGGAAAGGCGGUGCAAGAGCUGAGCAUAUGUAUGGCGUUUGCCCCAGAAGAAGAGGCGGAGGUUUUGGAGCCAUUCGUUGAGAAACUGCAUUUGUUGCGCCUUGAAUCUUCCUGGAACUCAUUGGGUCAUGUCACUCACCUUUCAGUUCCUUGACCUUUUCCUUUACUUGUAAAUAUUUCAAUGUGCCCUUGCUUUUAUUCUAAAUUACUGGCAGCACUACAAAUGUUAAUAUAUGCAAGUUUUAGUUGGAUA
Mercurialis annua (annual mercury) is the source of this 1955-nucleotide messenger RNA. RefSeq lists its product as uncharacterized. The coding region runs from base 468 to 1856 and encodes 462 amino acids. The transcript is spliced from 9 exons. Lineage: Eukaryota; Viridiplantae; Streptophyta; Magnoliopsida; Malpighiales; Euphorbiaceae. The record is from RefSeq and is a predicted model, not a curated record.